UUUUAUAAUAAAAUGACAGCAGUCAUUUUCUCUCUUCUUUCUUCUUUUCAUUUUUUUUUUACUAUACCAAUUUUACCAUUAUUCUUCUAGGGUGGGGUGGUCCGUUCCUUUGGGGGUUUAUGAAGUCUCUAUGCAGUCACUGUCUCUGUACCUUUCCAUCAUCGGCUCUGUCACGGCGUCGGCGCGUAGCUGUUGAAUAAUUGACUCCGAUACGUUUUGCAGCUUUGGUGACUAAUUAGGGAAAUUUGAGCAUCUGAACUACUAUCAUCUGACAAAAGAAAACCAUUUCAAUUACAGAGAUUAGAUCAACGUAAUAGAAGAUGGGCUGCAAUUUUGUUGAUCUCCCCAUGAAGCUUCUCAUGCCUCCUUCCGUUGACAAUGUCAAAGAAAUUUCAUUUAAAACCAUUCCUUCGGUAACAAAGGUUGAGAUCAAACACUUCCUAGAAUCAAUGUAUGGCUUUGAAGUUGAAAAGGUGCGGACACUAAAUAUGCAAGGAAAAAGGAAGAGGAGAGGGAGUCGCGUGGUUGCGAGACCAAACUACAAGAAGGCCUAUGUAACUUUGAAGAAACCCUUAACCGAUUUUUACCAUACUCUUGCAGCCGGGAGGGAAAGGAAAAACACAAGUCAGUCGCCAAAAUCGACUACCUGGCAGGAAAAUGAUAUGAAAUAUCAUUUGCAUGAGAGCGAGGAAGCCAGGUUUAAGCUUGAGAAGCAACUUAGUCAGAGAAGGAGCAGAGACCUUUUAUCCAUCGGAACCCUGGGUUCGCCAAACUCAUUUCAGUAGGAUCUCUUCUUCUAGCUAGUGAACUUCUGCACUUGGCUUUUUUAAGAGGAAUAUUUUUUAUUUUUAUACGUGGGUUGAAUUUUAUUAUUGUUGUACUUUUAUUUUAAAUAAAAAUUUUGGGCAAUUCAAUUA
Malania oleifera is the source of this 917-nucleotide messenger RNA. RefSeq lists its product as uncharacterized. Bases 321 to 785 code for a protein of 154 amino acids. The record is from RefSeq and is a predicted model, not a curated record. Gene Ontology annotation, cellular component: ribosome; mitochondrial large ribosomal subunit. Gene Ontology annotation, molecular function: structural constituent of ribosome. The transcript has 3 exons. Gene Ontology annotation, biological process: mitochondrial translation. Lineage: Eukaryota; Viridiplantae; Streptophyta; Magnoliopsida; Santalales; Ximeniaceae.